Pochonia chlamydosporia 170 is the source of this 1176-nucleotide messenger RNA. RefSeq names its product cyclin-like F-box. NCBI's taxonomy places the organism in Eukaryota, Fungi, Ascomycota, Sordariomycetes, Hypocreales, Clavicipitaceae. Bases 1 to 1176 code for a protein of 391 amino acids. The transcript has a single exon. The record is from RefSeq and is a predicted model, not a curated record.
AUGGAAGUUAGCGAUCCCUCCAAAACCCUCGGCCAAUCCACAACACCCAUCACCCUACAACCCAUCAUCCAAGACCUCGUGCGCACUCGCUUCGCCGUCCCCGGAUCCAUCUUCCUCGUCGAACAUGUGCAAAUCACGCCUCUCACCGAAACCGGUCGCUGGCAAGUCAUCCGUCUGCUCCUCGGCGACGGCGACCUCUGCAUCCAGGCUAUUCUGGGAGACGCGAUGCACCGGUUUGUGCACUCGCAGGAAAUCGCAGUCGGUAGCUACGUGUGCGUGCAAGACUCCCAGCUGCGGCUGAGGAACACCGGCUCGGGAGAAGACGACGUGAAGCAAAUGGUUUACUUGGUAGUCUUGGACUUGAAGACCAUUGGAUGGAAUGACAAAGUGCGGCGAAUGCACGCUCAGCAACGGGAUCAUGCUGUGGACAAACGUGACCCUGAGUUUGUCGACAAAGGAAAGUCGCCCAUCAGACCAUUAGCUUCUACGCCUGAAGCAUCGACACCCAGCACACCUACGAAGCCUGCCUCUCUACGAAGCAGCCAAAGACGGAGAGAUAAGGAGGACUUUGAAGAGGACGACAUGGAAGAUGCAUUUGAAGAAUUCGAGGCCCUCACUUUCCCCGUCAAGAAGACACAAGCACAGCAACCACGACAAUCACCAUCCAAACCCACCGGACACAAGACUUCCACCAAGCCGUCUCUGCCAAUCGCCCUUCCCAAAGAUUGGCAUGACCUCCAAACACCACUCAAACUGACCACCUUGCGCGCGAUCCCGAAUCUGCCCUACCGCCAAAACUGGACGUGCAAUGUGCUCGCCAUCAUCGCACAUCUAUCCCCUGUUGAAUCGUCCACCUUACCCCCAUACCAGCAGCGCACUGCCCGCAUAACUGAUCCCUCGACCGCAAAACAGGUUCAUCUGACUGUGUUUUUGGACCCGGCCGAGUUCGCUCCCAAGGUUGGCAGCGCCGUGCUGUUGACUGGUGUUAAGAAUCACAGAUUUGACGGGGGCAGCUUGAAAAAGUAUGCCAGCGAUAGAGGCUUGGGGAAGUGGUGGUUUGAGGACCCCUGGGACUUGGCGUGGUGUGAUGUGAGAGGCAUCAAGGAUUGGUGGGCCGAGAUGGAAGCCUAUUUUGCCAGUCAAAUGUCUGAGGAGGUCAUUGGUGAGGAGAGCUGA